This is a messenger RNA of Danio rerio (zebrafish), 948 nucleotides long. RefSeq names its product odorant receptor, family 62, subfamily C, member 2 (gene or62c2). The record is from RefSeq and is marked provisional. NCBI's taxonomy places the organism in Eukaryota, Metazoa, Chordata, Actinopteri, Cypriniformes, Danionidae. Gene Ontology annotation, biological process: signal transduction; G protein-coupled receptor signaling pathway. Gene Ontology annotation, molecular function: olfactory receptor activity; G protein-coupled receptor activity. Gene Ontology annotation, cellular component: membrane; plasma membrane.
AUGCAGUCACCAUUGAAGAAUGAAUCAAAUGUAUUUGUAUUUGCACUCUCUGGUCUGAAUGAAACAAUGGAGAACAGAUAUGUUUUGUUAUCUUUCACGGCAUUGUUUUAUCCUGUGGUUAUCUUUUGUAAUGUAACAGUGAUUUUGACUAUUUUCUUACAUAAGAAGCUCCAUGAGCCAAUGUAUAUCUUUUUAUGUAAUCUUUGUAUAAAUGGAAUUUUCGGCACUUCAGGCUUCUACCCUAAGUUCAUGUAUGAUUUAUUAGCCCCUGAGCAUGUGAUUUCUUACGCUGGCUGUCUGAUUCAAAUAUUUGUCAUUUAUUCAUCGGUUUUUUGUGACUUUUCCACACUAACCGUGAUGGCGUAUGAUAGGUAUGUGGCAAUAUGUAGACCACUGGAGUAUCAUUCAAUGAUGACCAAUCAAAAAAUACUUAAAUGUGUUCUUUUCUGUUGGCUGUCUCCAUUUUUCUGCAUGGCUGUUCUCAUUCUGUUAAUAGCUAGACUCACUUUAUGUGGCUUUCGAAUUGAAAAGUUAUACUGUGAGAUUUGGGGAGUUGCAAAGCUUUCAUGUUUUUCCACGACUCUAAAUAACGUGUUUGGGUACAUCGUUAUCAUUGCAUAUGUUGGACAUGCAAUAUUGAUAUUUUGUUCAUACAUUUACUUGAUUAGAAAGUGUCAGAAGUCAAUAGAGAGCAGGCACAAGUUCAUGCAGACAUGUGUGCCACAUAUGAUUUCGUUGCUCAACGUGACUGUUGCUUUUUUGUUUGAUGUACUCUUCAGUCGUUAUGGGUCAAAGAAUGUGUCUCAAAAUCUACGCAAUUUCAUGGCUCUUGAAUUCAUACUCAUUCCACCCUUUUUAAAUCCUCUCAUUUAUGGGUUAAAUCUCACCGCAGUACGCCAGGAAGUUAUACGAUUGUUUUCCAGAAAACAACUGGAGAUAUCUAAGUGA